AUGGCUACGUGCGCAGCGCUCGCGACGCUAUGGCAGAGUGCCAGUACCGAAGAGGCCCACCAUGCGGCUGAAGCGCUGUGCGAGCAUGUGAAUACGAAUGGUUUUCGUACGCUGCUCAAGGACGGCAUCCUCGCCGAGCUGCAGGACAAACUGAAGAAUAAGAAGAGCGCCGAACUCCGCGAGCGUGCGGCCAUUGGCCUGGGCGCGAUUGCGUCCAAGGUCGCCGGGAAGAAUGCCCCGGUGCCCCUGGGUGCAGAGCCAUGGCUCCUGCCGACGCUGCCGCUGCUCCUUGAUGGCUAUGCCGACAAGAACGAGGCAGCGAAGAAGGCCGCUGAGAGCGCCGUUACGAUGCUUGUCGCGCUCUUCCCCCCCGAGGCCGUCGCCGAACUCUUUGAUGCGCUGUACCCCGUCAUCGAGUCGGGCGCCGCCAAGUGGCAGGCUAAGGUCGGCGCACUCAAGGUCAUCUCGCGAGCCUCGGACAUGGCGUUCGAGCAGGUCGGUGACGAGCUGACGCAGCUGACGCCGGUGCUGACGACGGCCAUGCACGAGACGAAGGCAGAGGUGUCGAAGCAAGCGAUCAAGACGGCGACAAAGGUGUGCGGUGUGAUCGACAACAACGACAUCCGUCCGUUCAUUCCCGACCUGGUGGGCUGCAUGGCGCGCCCCGACUCGGUGCCCGACUGCAUCAAGAAGCUGUCGUCGAUUACGUUCGUGGCCGAGGUAACUGGGCCCGCACUCGCGGUCAUGGUGCCGCUGCUGAGCCGCGCGCUGAAUGAGCGUAGCCAGACGGUGCAGCGUCAGUCGGUAAUCAUUGUCGACAACCUGUGCAAGCUCGUGCGCGACCCGCACACGGCAGCGAUGUACCUCCCGACGCUACUCCCGUCCGUGGAGCGCAUCGAGGCAGGCGCCAGCUUCCCCGAAGUGCGUGAACAUGCCAAGAGCGCGGUGCAGACGCUGCGCGCCGCGUUCGACGCGGCGCAUGCGUCGAAGCAAGAGGCUGACGGCAAAGACCCCCAGGCCGCCGUGCAGGCGGCGCGCACCGAGGCGCUGCAGCGCCUUGGUGAUGCAGUUCAGCCGCACGUGCCGGUGGGCGUUGUCUUCUCCGCGCUCGGCGAUGCGUGGACCAAGACGGGGCUCGAGUACGUGUCGCGCGUGCUGGUGCGCCUUGCCGACAAGCGUGUCGUGCAGGCGGAGCCGUGGAACGACGUGUAUGUCCUGCCGUACCUGCGACGUGUGUGCGCGACCCCAGAGGGCGCGCAGCAGGCGACAGACGCGGUGCGCGACGUGUACGUGAAGCUAGACUUGGAGCGCUUCGGCAAGCCCGAGGACGAUGACGAGGAUAUCGAGGGCGAGAAGCUGUGUGACACACUCUUCAGUCUGGCGUACGGUGGUCUUCUGCUGCUGAACCACACGCGGCUACGUCUGUACCGUGGCCACCGCUACGGUAUUGUGGCUGCGAACGGUAGCGGAAAGUCGACGCUGCUCAAGGCCAUGCGUGACGGCAAGGUCGAGGGCUACCCCGACCAGGACCAAGUGCGCACGGUCAUGGUCGAGCAUUCGCUGCAGGGCGAAGAUGGCUCACGGCCGAUUCUGGACUUUGUUUGUGGGGACCCCAAGCUCGCGCACAAGCAGCGCGACGAAGUGGCCGAGGCGCUGCGCGCCGUCGGCUUCGAUGACGAGCGUCAGCAGACGCCGGUCGGCAGUCUGAGUGGUGGCUGGAAGAUGAAGCUGGAGCUGGCACGUGCCAUGCUGAUUGGUGCGGACAUUUUGCUGCUGGACGAGCCGACGAACCAUUUGGAUGUGGCGUCGAUCCGCUGGCUCGAGUCGUACCUCGUGUCUAAUUCGAACAUUACUGUACUUACGGUGUCGCACGACUCUGGCUUCCUGGACAAUGUGUGUACGGACAUUAUCCACUACGAGCACAAGAAGCUCAAGUACUACCGCGGCAACCUGUCCGAAUUUGUCAAGACGCGCCCUGAGGCGAAGAGCUACUACUCGCUCGCUGCGACGAGCGUUAAAUUCACGUUCCCGCCGCCGGGCUCGCUUAUGGGUGUGCGCUCGAACACGCGUACGAUUCUCAAGGCGUCGCACGUUACCGUGCACUACCCGGGCAUGCCGCGCCCGUCGCUGGUCGACGCGAGUGUGUCAAUUAGUCUGUCGAGCCGUGUUGGUGUGGUGGGCCCGAACGGGGCCGGUAAAAGUACUUUGAUCAAGGUGCUGACCGGCGAGAUUAUCCCGACGGAGGGCAAGGUCGAGAAGCACCCGAACCUGCGUGUGGCCAUGAUGGCACAACACGCGUUCCACCACCUUGAGCAGCACCUGGAGAAGAGCGCGUGCCAGUACAUCCGCUGGCGGUACCAGGAUGGCCACGACCGUGAGAUUACAGAGAAGGCAACGCGCAAGCUUACGACGGAGGAGGCCGAACAGAUGAAGGUGCCGAUUGUGUCGCAGACUGGCGAGAAGCGGAUGGUCGAGUUUAUCGUUGGACGCAGCAAGCUGAAGAAGAGCUACCAGUACGAGAUCAAGUGGGUCGGCCUCGAGCACCGCUACAACACAUGGAUUCCACGCGAGCGCCUGCUGGAGCUCGGUUUCACGAAGCUGGUGCAAAAGUUUGACGACUUUGAUGCGUCGCGCGAGGGCGCGGGCAGCCGAGACCUGAGCCAGAAGGCGAUCCGCGCGGAGCUCGAGGCGGUCGGUCUGAACGGCGAGAUUGCCGAGAACAAUGCCAUGGGCGGCUACAGUGGUGGCCAAAAGGUCAAGGUCGUCUUGGCUGCAGCGCUGUGGAACAACCCCCAGGUGCUCGUGCUGGAUGAGCCGACCAACUAUCUCGACCGCGAGGCGCUCGGUGGUCUCGCCGUCGCGAUCCGCGAGUGGGCUGGCGCCGUGAUUAUCAUCUCGCACAACCAGGAGUUCAUCAGUGCGCUGUGCCCGGAGAUCUGGAACGUCGACGCCGGCCGCAUCGUGUCCAAGACGCGCACGGACGUUGCGUCAGAGAACUUUGCCGACUCUUCGGCCACCACGCCUGUCAGCACCGAACCGAACAGCGAGGCCCCAAGUGCCGCGACAAGCGCUGCGCCCAGCCGCGCGCCCAGCGACGAUGAGGACAUGUCCAAGCUCAAGGCCAAAAAGGGCAAGAAGAAGCUUACACGUAAUGAGAAGAAGGCACAGGAGGAGCGCCGCCGCCUGCGCCUUAACCGCUGGCUCCAGUACGGUGGCGAACGCGAACCGGACACGGACGAUGAAUAG
Molecule: messenger RNA, 3246 nt
Organism: Malassezia sympodialis ATCC 42132
Lineage: Eukaryota; Fungi; Basidiomycota; Malasseziomycetes; Malasseziales; Malasseziaceae
Gene: NEW1
Product: New1p
Molecular function (GO): ATP hydrolysis activity; ATP binding
Source: RefSeq, a predicted model, not a curated record